AUUUACCGCACGGACCGGAAGUGACUGCGAGCGCCAUCCUCACGCAGAGCGUCUGUGAUGUUGACGAAGAGUUGAUCGAUUCUUUCACUGCUCGUCGGGUUCGUCGAAGAACAACAUGGCGGCGAAACGUAAACCGGACGCGACGGUCCCGGCGGAGGAGAGCGACCAGCUGCUCAUCCGGCCGCUAGGAGCCGGACAGGAAGUGGGACGCUCCUGCAUCAUCCUGGAGUUCAAGGGACGAAAGAUCAUGUUGGACUGUGGGAUCCAUCCUGGCCUGGAGGGAAUGGACGCUCUGCCGUACAUCGACCUGAUCGACCCUGCUGAGAUCGACCUGCUGCUCAUCAGCCAUUUCCACCUGGACCACUGCGGCGCUCUGCCCUGGUUCCUGCAGAAGACGAGCUUCAAGGGACGAACCUUCAUGACUCACGCCACCAAGGCCAUCUACCGCUGGCUGCUGUCGGACUAUGUCAAAGUCAGUAACAUCUCAGCGGAUGACAUGCUCUACACGGAGACGGACCUGGAGGAGAGCAUGGAGAAGAUCGAGACCAUCAACUUCCACGAGGUGAAGGAAGUGGCCGGCAUCAAGUUCUGGUGUUACCACGCGGGUCACGUCCUGGGGGCCGCCAUGUUCAUGAUCGAGAUCGCCGGGGUCAAGUUGUUGUACACAGGGGACUUCUCCCGUCAGGAGGACAGACAUCUGAUGGCAGCGGAGAUUCCCAGUGUGAAACCAGACAUCCUCAUCACGGAGUCGACCUAUGGGACUCACAUCCACGAGAAGCGUGAGGAGCGAGAGGCUCGGUUCUGUAACACGGUCCACGACAUUGUGAACAGGGAGGGCCGCUGUCUGAUCCCCGUGUUCGCUCUGGGUCGAGCCCAAGAGCUGCUGCUCAUCCUGGACGAGUACUGGCAGAACCACCCGGAGCUGCACGACAUCCCCAUCUACUACGCCUCCUCCCUGGCCAGGAAGUGCAUGGCCGUGUACCAGACCUACAUCAACGCCAUGAACGACAAGAUCCGCAAGGCCAUCAACGUCAACAACCCCUUUGUCUUCAAGCACAUCAGCAACCUGAAGAGCAUGGACCACUUCGACGACAUCGGCCCCAGCGUGGUGAUGGCGUCUCCCGGCAUGAUGCAGAGCGGCCUGUCCAGAGAACUGUUCGAGAGCUGGUGCACCGACAAGCGCAACGGAGUCAUCAUCGCCGGGUACUGCGUGGAGGGAACGCUCGCCAAGCACAUCAUGACGGAGCCUGAUGAGAUCAACACCAUGUCGGGUCAGAAACUUCCUCUGAAGAUGUCGGUCGACUACAUCUCCUUCUCCGCUCACACUGACUACCAGCAGACCAGCGAGUUCAUCCGGGCGCUCAAACCUCCGCACGUGAUCCUGGUCCACGGCGAGCAGAACGAGAUGGCCCGUCUGAAGGCGGCGCUGAUCCGUGAGUACGAGGACAACGACGAGGUCCACAUCGAGGUCCACAACCCGCGGAACACAGAGGCCGUCACGCUCAACUUCAGAGGAGAGAAACUGGCCAAGGUGAUGGGCUCUCUGGCAGACAGGAAGUGCGCUCAGGGUCAGAGGGUCUCCGGCAUCCUCGUCAAGAGAAACUUCAACUAUCAUAUCCUGACGCCCUCCGACCUCUCCAAUUACACAGAUCUGUGUAUGAGCACAGUGACUCAGACUCAGGCCGUCCCGUACACCGGACCCAUCUCCCUGCUGGUCAGCCAGCUGCGCAGCCUCGCAGGAGACGUGGAGCAGGUGGAAGGAGCUGAGAAAAUCACCGUCCGGAUCUUUAAGAGCAUCACUCUUGUCCACGAGGCCGGGAUGGUGACGCUGGAGUGGAUCGCCAACCCGCUCAACGACAUGUACGCCGACGCCGUCACCACCGUGGUGCUGGAGGUCCAGUCCAACCCCAACGCCCAGAAGUUUCUCGACUCCAAGAGGGAAACAUUCGACGCUGACGUGUUUGUGGAGCGACUGGAGCUCAUGCUACACGACAUGUUCGGGGACGACUGCGUGAACUUCAAAGACGGUAAAACUCUGAGUGUGACGGUGGACGGGGUCACGGCGCUCGUCGACCCGGAGACCAGGUCUGUGACCUGCUCAGAGGACGAGACCCUCAGGGAGAUGGUGGAAGUCGCCGUCCAGCGGCUGCACGACGCCCUCAGCCCCACCGUCUGACAGGUCCCGCCCACGCCGUGAUGUCACCGACGAUGAUGUUUGUCUCCUUGGUAACACUGUAUAUAAAGGUGAAAUAACUUUUUUGUGACAGACGACGACUCAAGAACAACACUGAACAUGAAUCAUCGUCUUUAUCUGCUUAUGUGGAAACAAAGAUCCGGGACGGGAUGAGGUUUAUUAAUUUUUUGAAAAAUAUUCUUUACUUUAUUUUCCUUGUUAAUUCAAGAAAGUCAAAAUAAUGAUGAGAAAUGAUCUUUGAUGAAGUUUCAGGAUCUUUGUGUUUGUUGUUCUGUAGGUCACAGGGACGUCACUCUGUCACAAAGCGUGUUUAUUGAUCUUUAUAUGCCGAUGAUUAAAUGUGACGAGUUACUUGAAGACGAACUUUACGAUGGAAACUUGAUUCCAAAGGAAUCAGCUGCAGGAGGCCGAUCAAUAAACACCGACCUCUUUUUUUUUGUACUUGAUUUAUAAAAAUAAAAAAAACAAUAAAAUUUUCUUCACGAGGUAAAAAACUA
Messenger RNA from Scophthalmus maximus (turbot), 2691 nucleotides. RefSeq names its product cleavage and polyadenylation specific factor 3 (gene cpsf3). The record is from RefSeq and is a predicted model, not a curated record. Gene Ontology annotation, biological process: mRNA 3'-end processing by stem-loop binding and cleavage. Gene Ontology annotation, molecular function: 5'-3' exonuclease activity; RNA binding; RNA endonuclease activity. The coding region runs from base 116 to 2176 and encodes 686 amino acids. NCBI's taxonomy places the organism in Eukaryota, Metazoa, Chordata, Actinopteri, Pleuronectiformes, Scophthalmidae. Gene Ontology annotation, cellular component: mRNA cleavage and polyadenylation specificity factor complex. The transcript has 18 exons.